AUGAACCAGCUGGACCCCGCUGAGAACCCAGAUGCCGGCCCUGCCCCGCCGUGUGUGGUGUGCGGCCAAGCCCACGCCCUUGAGGAAAACCACUUCUACACCUACACGGAAGAAGUGGACGAUGACCUCAUUUGCCACAUCUGCCUGCAAGCUCUGCUGGACCCUCUGGACACUCCCUGCGGACACACCUACUGCACACUCUGCCUCACCAACUUCCUGGUGGAGAAGGACUUCUGCCCUGUGGAUCGCAAGCCUGUGAUUCUGCAGCACUGCAAGAAAUCGAGCAUCCUGGUCAACAAGCUCCUCAACAAGCUGCUGGUGACCUGCCCGUUCACAGAGCACUGCGCACAGGUGCUGCAGCGCUGCGACCUUGACCGUCACUUUCAAAUGAGCUGCAAAGGCGCCUCCCACUAUGGCCUCACCAAAGACAGGAAGAGGCACUCUCAGGAUGGCUGUCCAGAUGGCUGUGCCAGCCUCACAGCAACAGCACUCUCCCCAGAGGUUUCUGCAGCUGCCACCAUCUCCUUAAUGACAGACGAGCCUGGCCUAGACAACCCUGCCUACGUGUCCACAGCAGAGGACAGUCAGCCAAACAGCCCCCUGGACUCUGGCCGGAGCAACCGAACAAGGGCACGGCCCUUUGAGCGAUCCACCAUCAGAAGCAGAUCUUUUAAAAAAAUAAACCGAGCCUUGAGUGUUCUUCGAAGGACAAAGUGUGGAAGUACAGUUGUCAACCAAGCUGAGCAGGGCAGAGAGAAUUCUGAAAACACCACUGCCCCUGACGUCUUUCCAAGGCUGUAUCACCUGAUUCCAUAUGGUGAAAUUACCAGAGUCAAGAUCAAUCGAGCGGAUCCCAAUGAAAGCCUCUCCAUUAGGCUUGUGGGAGGCAAUGAAACCCCGCUGGUCCAUAUCAUUAUCCAGCACAUUUAUCGUGAUGGGGUGAUUGCCAGAGACGGCCGGCUAUUGCCAGGAGACAUCAUCCUAAAGGUCAACGGGAUGGACAUCGGCAACGUACGGCACAACUAUGCCCUGCACCUCCUGCGGCAGCCCUGCCAGGUGCUGUGGCUGACGGUGCUGCGGGAGCAGAAAUUCCGGAGCAGGACUGAUGGGCAGCCCCUGGACACCUACGGGCCCCGGGAUGACAGUUUCCACGUGAUCCUCAACAAAAGCAGCCCGGAGGAGCAGCUUGGAAUAAAACUAGUACGCAAGGUGGAUGAGCCUGGGGUGUUUAUUUCCAACGUUCUGGAUGGUGGCGUGGCAGACCGACACGGUCAGCUGGAGGAGAACGAUCGUGUGUUAGCCAUCAAUGGACAUGACCUUCGGUACGGCAGCCCGGAAAGUGCAGCUCAUCUGAUUCAGGCCAGUGAAAGGCGCAUUCACCUCGUCGUGUCCCGCCAGCUUCGGCAGCAGAGUCCUGACAUCUUUCAGGAAGCUGGCUGGAACAGCAGCAGCAGCCGGUCCCCAGGGUCAGAGGACAGGAGCAACACUCCUAAGCCCCUCCACUCUGCGGUCACUUGUCACGAGAAGGUGGUAAGUGUCCAAAAAGACCCCAGUGAAUCACUCGGCAUGACCGUUGCAGGGGGAGCAUCACAUAAGGAGUGGAAUUUGCCAAUCUAUGUCAUCAGUGUUGAGCCCGGAGGAGUCAUAAGCAGAGAUGGAAGAAUAAAAACAGGUGACGUUCUGUUGAAUGUGAACGGGAUUGAACUAACAGAGGUCAGCCGGAGCGAGGCGGUUGCUUUAUUGAAAAGCACAUCCUCCUCGGUGGUACUUAAAGCUUUGGAAGUCAGAGAAUGCGAGCCCCAGGAAGAAGGCAGCAGCCCAGCAGCGCUGGACUCCAACCACAAAGACACGGCCCCACCUGGCAACCGGUCCCCAUCCUGGGUCAUGUGGCUGGAAUUACCACGGUACCUGUACAACUGUAAAGAUGUUAUACUGCGAAGAAACACAGCUGGAAGUCUGGGCUUCUGCAUUGUAGGAGGUUAUGAAGAAUACAACGGGAACAAACCUUUUUUUAUCAAAUCCAUUGUUGAAGGAACACCAGCAUACAACGAUGGAAGAAUCAGAUGUGGUGAUAUUCUUCUUGCUGUCAAUGGCAGAAGUACAUCAGGAAUGAUACAUGCUUGCUUGGCAAGGAUGCUAAAAGAACUUAAAGGAAAAAUUACUCUCACCAUUGCUUCUUGGCCUGGAACUUUUUUAUAG
Molecule: messenger RNA, 2199 nt
Organism: Mesoplodon densirostris (Blainville's beaked whale)
Lineage: Eukaryota; Metazoa; Chordata; Mammalia; Artiodactyla; Ziphiidae
Gene: LNX1
Product: ligand of numb-protein X 1
Exons: 10
Coding region: 1-2199 (732 amino acids)
Biological process (GO): ubiquitin-dependent protein catabolic process
Cellular component (GO): cytoplasm
Molecular function (GO): protein binding; ubiquitin-protein transferase activity
Source: RefSeq, a predicted model, not a curated record